AUGUCCGAUCGUGAAUUCAGCUCAAACGACGAUCUGUCGCUUCCCAAAGCCACGGUCCAGAAAAUCAUCACCGAAAUCUUGCCUCCCAGCUCCGGUCAAACCUUUUCCAAAGAUGCGCGCGACUUGCUCAUGGAAUGCUGUGUUGAAUUUAUCACCCUGAUCUCCUCCGAGGCCAAUGAUAUCAGCGAGAAGGAAGCCAAGAAGACAAUCGCAUGUGAACACGUUGAAAAGGCCUUGCGCGAUCUUGGUUUCAGUGACUACAUUGCCGAUGUUCUCUCCGUUGCCGAGGAACACAAGCAGCAGCUCAAGUCACGAGAGAAGAAGCAGAGCAAGAUGGAGCAAAGUGGCCUCACAGAGGAGGAGCUUCUACGGCAACAGCAGGAGCUGUUCCGUUCCGCGACGGACAAGUACAAUGCCGGACCUGAAUAG
This is a messenger RNA of Penicillium nucicola, 429 nucleotides long. It is a transcript of the gene nctB, whose product is annotated as negative cofactor 2 transcription regulator complex subunit NCB2. The coding region runs from base 1 to 429 and encodes 142 amino acids. Gene Ontology annotation, cellular component: negative cofactor 2 complex. The transcript is spliced from 4 exons. Lineage: Eukaryota; Fungi; Ascomycota; Eurotiomycetes; Eurotiales; Aspergillaceae. Gene Ontology annotation, molecular function: TBP-class protein binding; protein heterodimerization activity; general transcription initiation factor activity. The record is from RefSeq and is a predicted model, not a curated record. Gene Ontology annotation, biological process: chromatin remodeling; negative regulation of transcription by RNA polymerase II; RNA polymerase II preinitiation complex assembly.